This is a messenger RNA of Limulus polyphemus (Atlantic horseshoe crab), 5310 nucleotides long. RefSeq lists its product as uncharacterized. The transcript has 3 exons. Gene Ontology annotation, biological process: regulation of gene expression. Lineage: Eukaryota; Metazoa; Arthropoda; Merostomata; Xiphosura; Limulidae. Bases 289 to 4743 code for a protein of 1484 amino acids. The record is from RefSeq and is a predicted model, not a curated record. Gene Ontology annotation, cellular component: nucleus.
GGCGCCAUCUUGGUGUAGUGCUAUCUCAUACUACGUAGCUGGAGUUCCCGCCGGUGUUGUAAUAGAAGGAUCGAAGAUUUCCGUUUUUGUUCAUUAGAAGUGGAAAACACAGUUUUUGUAUUGUUGGUUACAAAGCAGUUGAGUAACUGCAACCCAAUAUCGUUAUAAACAUGCAAAACAGUACUGAAUUGUUUGGAAUAACAAGUCUUGGAAAGUGUACACAAUGUUGUUGCAACAGGUGACUGAUAAGUGUAUUAGGAAGGAUGUGGUUGUAAGACAGGAUCAAUAAUGGAUGAGCAGUUACAAGAAAAAGUUGUGCGACCUUAUAUUGAUUUUCAGCCUGAUGACAGGUGGCACGUAAAAGAAGAUGCAACAAACAAUCCUUGUGACAAUAUGAAUUUGGGAGGUUCUACAGAAAGCAAUCAAAAUUUUCCUAAAGAGUCGACUCUUGGUAAGUUCCCUCAUGUUUCACUCAUUAAUGGAGUGCCCCCGGAUGAAUCCAAAACUAGUAAUAAUCAGUCUUGUGACAACACCAAUAUUCCUGUAGAAGAAAGGAAAGAAAAUAAUAAUACAAAUUUGGAAUGUGAGUGGAUUGGUAAAGUGGAGAAUCAAAACACUUCUUGUAAUAGUCUGCAAGGUUUGAAAAAUGAACAGUAUUCUCAGAAACUGUCAAAAGUUGGUGAUGAAUUGAACUUGGUUUCAGAUAAUGAUAAAACUAACUGUACCAUAUUGGUAAGCUCUGAAGCCAAUGAAGCAAAAGACAUUGUUAAAGAGGAGAAUGUUCAUAGAACUACAGAGAAUAUAUGUAAAUCUCUUAAGAACACUAAUGUAGAUUCUGAAGAACAUAAAUUAAGACAGAAUCCUGCAUGCCCUAGUAAUGAUGUAAAAAAUACCACUUUAUCAGGAAAAGUAGAUUGUGAGUCUCUUGUGAAUGACUACUUAGCAAAAAGUGAACCAAGUGAAGAAGAACAUUCCAACAAAGGACAGAGCCCUGCACAUGAAGCUACACCAAAUUCUGACAUUGAUAAAAAAAUAACUUCACCUCAUGAUGGUAAUUUUAGUAAGGAUUCUACACAAGAAACUGAUGAAUUACUAAAACCUUCUGAUAGUUCAAGUGAAGAAAGUAAAAAUGUUGAACAAAAAUCACCUGAGUGUGAAAAGAAGACUGGUGACAACCAAGAAAAAGAUGGUGGUGACAACUAUGAGUUAAAAAAAAAUCUUGAAUCUAUAGAGGUAAACAAAGAUGAAAGAGACAUUAGAGAAAUGAACCAAAAGAAUUUUAGCAGUAGUUUGAAGCAUGGUGAAAGUGUUGACAGUUUAAAACUUGAAGAACAUUGUGACCAUACUAGUACAGUUGUGGAAAAAGCUAAGAAGGAAGAACCACAAGAUGAACAAUGUAUUAAUGAAAAUAAAGAAAGUGGUUUUGAGGAACUUAUCAAAACACCAAAGGGUUUAGUGGUGAAACCUGUAGACGUAGAAGCUAAUAAUCUAUCAUUAUCAAAAAAUUCUAGUCAGCUUUUCAAAAACCAGACAUCACAAUAUGAAAAGGCUGGUGGCAAAUCACAAAAUAGGAAAAGUAAUGAGCCUGAAGCUAGCACAUUUCCAGUGAAGACACAUAGUAAAAGUAAUGGCUUUGAAAGUUCUAGUACUCGUGUCAAACAAAAAAAUAAAAUAGAAAAACGCAAUGAAUCUAUAACAGAUAUACCAGAUAUUUUGAAAUCUGGACUUUUAAAAGACCUAACCAUAUCUAUUGUACCAUCUAGUAAAAAUGAACUUCAUAAGUCAGUAUUGGCAAAGCCUAUCCAGGAGAAGUCACGAGAUAAACCUAAGGAAAAGCCAAAAGAAAAACCCCCUGAGAUCCCUCAAGAUAAGUAUAAAGAACAGCCUCUUCCUCCUUUGUUGGAAACUAUAUGUGGUAGUGUAGUUACAGAUGAAAUGGUAGAGAAAAUACUCCAAGAAGCCAAAUUUCCAGACAUCUUGAAAGGUGAAGUAAACAUUGGUAAAUUUAUUCCUGUGAAAUUGCCUGACAGCUACAACUUCAGACUGUGUGAAGAUGAGGCAUUACUGGAAUGUCCAUCAAUGGUGACACCUUUACUGUUGAAAAAGAAAGAUAAGUUUCCUUCCAAAGUAACACUUCAGGAUGAGAGUAAGCUAAAUAAAGAUGUCAAGAAUGAUGAUGGUUUGUCUGUUGUCAGUGAAAAAUUGGAAGACAGAACUAAGAAAAAUGAAGAAUUGAAAGAUUCUGACAAAGUUUUUGUUAAAUGUCCAGAAUUCAAUGAAGAGUCUCAAAACAAAAUUGAAAAAGUGGAAGAAAAUGCAAAAGACAAGAAUGAAGGUACCAAAGAUGUGAAAGACAAAUGUGUAAAGUCCUCAGUAGAUAGUGCAAAAUUAAAAUCUGAAGAUCUGGAAGAUGACCCGAAAGAUAAAGAAAUUUCAAAAUUUACAGUAGAUAAAUCAUCAGAAAAUAAAACUGAGAAUACAGAGGAGGAAAGAAAAGAAACUGAAAAAAUCUCAGACUGUCAAAAGAAAGCAGAAAAUACAACUGAAAGUAUGGAUAAAGUUACAAAGGAAACAAAUGUGUGUCAUAAGUCAUCAGAUGAAAAUCAAACUGAGAAAAGUCUAAAAGAUACCAAAAAGACUACAGAAACAUGUUCAGGUAAUGAAAACAAACUGCAAGAGGAAAAUAAAGAGCUGUUUACCAGCAAUGUGCUUGGUUUUCUCACUGCUAUAGGUUUGAGUCGAGUUCAAGAGUGGUAUCAGAAAGAUUUGGUGAAGUCCAAAGAGCGACACAUAAGAAAAGAGGGAAAAAAGCAACAACUAGAAAAUGAAUUACUUAUCAGGAAAAUGGACUAUUUGCAAACUAAAAAAGCCAAUGAACCAUUUGUUUUCCAAAAUUAUAAGUGCAAUUUUUGUGAAUUUAAAUCAGAAUCUUCCAUUGUGUUUGAUGGUCACAGUGUAAUUCCAUAUGUGACAGCACGCAGGGAAUUUGGAUGUCAUUUCUGUGAGUUUUGCACAAGAGACCCAAAAGCAAUUAUUUUUCAUAUGGAAGCAGAACAUGGAAAAAUGGGUCAGCUACCAAUUCCUUCUCAUUUUCAUGAGUGUCCUUUCUGUCCUUUUGACACAAAUCAGAAGCAGAAGUUAAACAGUCACAUGAACAGGUGUCAGAAAUUUUUUGUUUUGGGCAGGAAUCAAGUUACAGAACUAGACAUGCCAGCACAAACAUCAAAACCUAUAACCAUAAUGGACAUUAAAGCAUACUUGUACGACCGUCAGCUGGCAGAGGUGGCUGCAGCAACAGCGAGGCGACCGGGACGUCCUUCUAGAGGGAGUCACAGAAAUAAUGCUAGUGCUCAGAAGCAUCAGGCCAGUGUUCCCAGACCCCUUGCUCCUGCUAGUAUGUUACCAUAUAAUCAAUCAUUGUAUCAUCACCUAUCAGAUAAUACAGCUGUUCAACCAAGACCACAGAUAAGAGCUUUCAGGAGAGCCCCAGGUAGUGUCUCCAAUAAUAGAAUUCAUCAUCCAACUACCAAUGCCCAUAUGACCCCCCCAUCCACCCAGGUUCCUCUGACUGUUCCCACUAAUCAGAUUUAUCAGGUAGUUAGAGGUGGCAAGGUUCUUCCUGUUUUCAGUACCAGUAACUCGGCCACUAGUUGCAGACCAGUUACCAAAAUAUCUAAUGUAUGUGAUGAUUCGGGUCCUCAGCCAGUUGCCCUCUUUACAAAUGUGGCUUCCUCAGGAGGAGGAACUCAUAUCGUUACCAACAGCACCAAAAGCCUGUUGAAGACAGGAAUGCCACCACCACCCAGACUACAAGGCCCCUUCCUACCCAGCAGUGGGAAGUCAGCACCAGGAGAAACAAUACUACCUAGUAAUAGCUUUGUUAUCUGUGAAAUCUGUGAUGGUUAUAUCAAAGAUCAGGAACAGCUAAGAAAUCACAUGCAGUUAAUUCAUAAGGUGAAAAUCCAUCCAAAAAUGCUUCAAAACAGACCUCCCCUUAAUUGUCAGAAGUGUCAGUGGCGGUUCUUUACAGACCAGGGACUUGAACGACACUUGCUAGGGUCCCAUGGGCUUGUGACUUCUAACAUGCAAGAACUGGCACAGAAGAACCAGGAUGCGGGUCGAUGUACUAUCUGUGGACGGGUGUACGUGUGUAAGCUGGUUGCUCACAUGAAUCAAGUUCACAAGAUUACAUUAAAACCUGCACAUCUGUCAUACAAAUGCACAGUUUGUACGGCAACAUUUAAUCUGUAUAAACUAUUUGAAAAUCAUGUUUAUGUUGUACACAGUGGCUCAGUGAAGAGACAUGCUGAUGAUGUUUCCAGUAACCAGCCUGCCAAGAAGUUUGCUGGAGACAGUAGCACCAAGACAGGAACCUUAAAGGCUACCCCAAGAUCCAAGUCAAGGAAACCGGCAACACCAAUGAGAAUAGGAGCAGGAAGUGGGAAAACGAGAGAUGGUGCAUCAGUAGUAGCCGAGGAAAAAACCCCAAAUGAAGAUGGCCAUGCCAAGCAGAAGUGUGGAGACUGUGGAAUAGAGGUUGGUGACAUUUUUAAUCACAUUAAAGAGAAACACAUCAAAAACUGUUCAGUUCAGGCCUGCCGGAUAGAGCAGUGCCAGAAAUGUCUGGGUUCCUUUGAUGGACUGGUUGUUCUUCAUACUUCAGACCUUGGGCUGUCGGAGGAGUCCCCGAAGAAGGAGCAAGCCAGCAGAGUGACAGAGGGAGCAGCUGACUGCUUAUUGUGAUAGGAGUGAACAUAGAAGACACUGUUAGUGACUAUCAGACUGGUGAGCAGACUAGGACUAUUUCAUAUUUGUUCCAGGAAAUUUAAAGAAAUUCAACCUGGUUUUAAACAUAUGUCAGGUAGUAAUGGGUACUUUUUGUCGAAACACUGUCUUCAGUUAGUCCAUUGGUGUUUGGUCCCAGCAAAUGUUCAAAUACAUGUUCCAUAUUUACAGUUAUUUUCUUGAAUUAGAUUUCUUUUAUGUAUUAGGAUUUCAUUGUAUUCAUUGUUAGUCAGUGUACACGUAAAGACUUUCCUAUUGGUUUUUGUGAUGUGUGCCUUCGUGGGUGGGCGGGAUGGACUUGCAAAUAAAUUAAUUUUAGUUUGCUUUAAGAUAAGUGAACAAGAAAAACUUUUUGAAACUUGCUGUUAUGUAAUUAAAAACAUAAUUAUUUCCACGUAUAUUAGUUUUUCCCUAAUUGUAUUGUUAUAUGUGUAAUAUCAUUAAAUGGUUUGCUCUACCUUAUGAAAAUGUAAAGUUUCUAUAUGCAUAAAUCACUAUGUUAGGGACAGUUUGGUAAAAAAAAAA